Messenger RNA from Dalotia coriaria, 3192 nucleotides. RefSeq names its product sodium-dependent dopamine transporter-like. Gene Ontology annotation, molecular function: dopamine:sodium symporter activity. The record is from RefSeq and is a predicted model, not a curated record. Gene Ontology annotation, biological process: sodium ion transmembrane transport; dopamine uptake involved in synaptic transmission. Lineage: Eukaryota; Metazoa; Arthropoda; Insecta; Coleoptera; Staphylinidae. Gene Ontology annotation, cellular component: neuronal cell body membrane; plasma membrane; presynaptic membrane.
CGGCGGCAGAGCAUGGGCCAGACCGACUCCAGCUUCGCCGUCAUCUGCACGCUCUGGCGCUGAGACGGUUGCUUGGGGCGCAGGGCGAGCGGCGCCGCCACCACCGACCACCACUCCGCGGCAUGCCAUCGCGGCCGCACGCCGCGCUCGCAUCGCCAUCCGUGCACACCCAACGUUGCCACCACGGAGGAGGCGCACCAGCAAGACGAACGCGACUCCCAAAAGAGCGAUUUGUCGGACAGCGUAUCCUCGGCGAACGCCGUAAAGAUGACGUCGAGUAAGACGAUCCUCACGGGGACGACGACGACGACGACUCUCACGCCGACGCCGAUCCCCAACGGUGACGAGCGUGAGACGUGGGGCAAAAAAGUCGACUUUUUGCUCUCCGUCAUCGGCUUUGCAGUCGACCUCGCCAACGUGUGGCGCUUUCCAUACUUAUGCUACAAGAAUGGCGGCGGUGCAUUUCUGGUUCCGUACUGCAUUAUGCUGGUCGUGGGUGGUAUCCCAUUGUUCUACAUGGAGUUAGCGCUGGGGCAAUUCAACCGGAAGGGUGCCAUCACAUGCUGGGGGCGGUUAGUGCCCUUGUUUAAAGGAAUCGGUUAUGCGGUUGUCUUGAUUGCUUUCUACGUCGACUUCUACUACAAUGUCAUCAUCGCAUGGGCGUUACGCUUCUUCUUUGCCUCCUUCACGGAUAUGCUGCCGUGGACAUCCUGCGACAAUGAGUGGAAUACUCCGAAUUGUAAACAGGCAAGCAACUAGCGCCAUCUAUCAACAUUUCCAUGUAUUUACUUUAAUAGCUGAUAUUUUGUGUUGUUUUAGUUUGAUUUCUCAUCAAAAAAUUUCACAAACUCCACUAACACGACGGUGAUGGACAAUCCGAAGAUGAACACAGCUGCGUCGGAGUAUUUCAAUCGUGUGAUAUUAGAGUUACAUAAAAGUGGCGGCCUUCACGAUCUGGGCGCGAUUAAAUGGGACAUUGCACUGUGUCUACUGGCAGUCUACAUCAUCUGUUACUUCUCUCUAUGGAAGGGUAUUUCCACUUCCGGCAAGGUAGUGUGGUUUACCGCACUUUUUCCCUACGCAGUGUUGCUUAUCCUGCUUGUGCGCGGGAUUACUCUUCCUGGGAGCGCACAAGGCAUCAAAUACUAUCUCUCACCAAACUUUCAUGCGAUUACUAAAGCAGAGGUCUGGGUAGAUGCAGCGACACAAGUAUUCUUCUCGUUGGGGCCAGGCUUUGGUGUGUUGUUGGCUUACGCAUCAUACAAUAAAUAUCACAACAAUGUAUAUAAGGAUGCAAUUUUGACAUCGAUUAUAAAUUCAGCGACCAGUUUCAUCGCUGGGUUUGUAAUCUUUUCGGUAUUAGGAUAUAUGGCGCACGCUGCAAAUAUGCCUAUUCAGGAGGUUGCGACAGAAGGUCCUGGUCUUGUGUUUGUUGUAUAUCCGGCCGCCAUUGCUACCAUGCCGGGAAGUAUUUUCUGGGCUCUGAUUUUCAUGAUGCUGUUGACGUUGGGCCUUGACAGCUCAUUUGGAGGAUCGGAAGCCAUUAUAACAGCGCUUAGUGACGAGUUCCCAAAAAUUGGUCGUAACCGAGAAAUCUUUGUUGCGGGCCUCUUCAGUUUAUACUUUGUAGUCGGCCUAGCGUCUUGCUCCCAAGGAGGUUUCUAUUUCUUCCAUCUGCUUGAUCGUUAUGCUGCUGGUUACUCAAUGCUCUUCGCCGUCUUCUUUGAAGCAAUUGCUGUUUCAUGGAUAUAUGGCACACAGCGCUUUUGUGACGACAUCAAAGACAUGAUCGGUUUUGCACCUGGGAUUUACUGGCGCUUCUGCUGGAAGUUUGCCGCUCCUGUCUUCCUGCUCUUCAUCAUUGUCUACGGUCUCCUCGGAUAUGAACCUUUGAGGUACGAGGAUUACGAGUAUCCAAUGUGGGCCAACGCGCUCGGCUGGUGUAUUACGGGAUCUUCGAUAAUCAUGAUACCAGGUGUUGCCAUUUAUAAAAUUCUCACCACACCAGGAUCUGUAAGAAAGAGAUUCAAAAUAUUAACAACGCCGUGGAGGGACACACAGCAAGCAUUGCAAACAAAUGGUGUUGCAGUACGAAUGGAGAAUAAUCAUGUUAAUCUGGAUUAUCAGGGGUGCCAACGACACCGCCACCGGAAGACGUUUGAGGCAAUAUGGUCGACACCGUCCUUGCAUUUACGCUCGACGGUCAUAAAAAGCCCAACUUUGAUGUAUACUAUGUUUGACUUUGUUUUUAAGUACUCAUAGACACCUACAUCAAGCAAAAGCCAUCAAAUAAGUACACAACUUAAAAUCAAAAUCAAAGGCUAAACAGCCAUUAGCUUUUGAUUCCAGUCAUACCAGAAUAAUUUUAAAAACAAAAUUUUCAUUUUUUUUCGUUCAAAUGAAACCCGAUCGCCUCAAUAUACAUGAAUAUAUGUGUAAAAUCGUAAAUAUUAAAUACUCUAAGCUUCUGUCACACACUGUGUAGUUAACACUAGAAUAUUUGUCGCGUGUAAGUUAUAAAUUCUUAGUUGAUCGAUUGCUGAUGAGAAAAGUAGAGAAUUGUAUUAGGUAGCAAUAUAGAAGAUAAACAAGCUCGUCGUCUGCACACUUGCAUUUGACGGCUACUAGUAAUUUAUUAACUAUUAAAUAAGGUUACUAAGUAAUCUUGAAUUGAACUCAAGUGAAUGUUACCCAAGGAGGCAGUAAACAGCCAUUUACUUCCUCCUGCGCUAAAUAAGUAUAACCACAAAUAUUAUUUUACAUUAAUAAUACUAGCUCGUAAUGAACAUGUUAAUAUUGAUAAAUAUGAUUAAUGCAGCAGCUGAAUUAAUUGCAGUAUUCAAUCGAUUAUUAAUGAUAUAUCUAAGAAUAGGUUAAGUACUUUAAGCGUACAAUUGGAGGCAGUACACUUGAUAUAUUUGUAAGGAAAUGAGAAGCGAAUUUAAACCUUAUCUUAAUUAUAAUUAUAAUUAAAUUUAUAUGGUGGAGAUAGACACUGUUUAAGCGAGCGACGAAGAAUGUUAAUACUUAUAAAAAGAUUUCUCAUGUUUUUCAACUUAUAAGUUACCUUUGUUUAAUGGGAACAGAAUGCAAGCAGCCAUUUGCAAUUUGUUCUGAUUUAAUGUAGGUUCAUUUUGUAAUGUUGUUAUACAUUUUUUAUAAUUUGUGAUAAAAUUUAUUUUAAACAUUCAA